Messenger RNA from Pongo pygmaeus (Bornean orangutan), 3431 nucleotides. RefSeq names its product zinc finger protein 737. Gene Ontology annotation, molecular function: DNA-binding transcription factor activity, RNA polymerase II-specific; RNA polymerase II cis-regulatory region sequence-specific DNA binding. NCBI's taxonomy places the organism in Eukaryota, Metazoa, Chordata, Mammalia, Primates, Hominidae. Bases 204 to 1856 code for a protein of 550 amino acids. The transcript has 5 exons. The record is from RefSeq and is a predicted model, not a curated record. Gene Ontology annotation, biological process: regulation of DNA-templated transcription.
CGUCCAAUCAGGCACGCAGCCAGAGUGAAGUGGAAGGCUUCCGUGUUUUGCGGGGCCUUUGUUUCUGACUGCAGCGGGAGCUCCAGAUCUUGUCUUCACUGCUCUGUAUCCUCUGCUCCUAGAGGCCCAGCCUCUGUGGCCCUGUGUCCUGCAGGUAUUGGGAGAUCCACAGCUAAGACGCUGGGAGCCCUGGAAGCCUAGAAAUGGGGCCAUUGCAAUUUAGAGACGUGGCUAUAGAAUUCUCUCUGGAGGAGUGGCAGUGCCUGGACACUGCACAGCGGAAUUUAUAUAGGAAUGUGAUGUUAGAGAACUACAGAAACCUGGUCUUCCUUGGUAUUGUUGUCUCUAAGCCAGACUUAAUCACCUGUCUGGAGCAAGGAAAAAAACCUUUGAUCAUGAAGAAACAUGAGAUGGUAGCCAACCCUUCAGUUAUGUGUUCUCAUUUUGCCCAAGAUCUUUGGCCAGAGCAGAGCCUAAAAGAUUCUUUCCAAAAAGUGACACUGAGAAGAUAUGAAAAAUAUGGACAUGAUAAUUUACAGUUUAAAAAGGGCUGUGAAAGUGUGGAUGAGUGUAAGGUGCACAAAAGAGGUUAUAAUGGACUUAACCAAUAUUUGACAACUACUCAAAGCAAAAUAUUUCAGUGUGAUAAAUAUGUGAAAGUCAUUCAUAAAUUUUCAAAUUCAAACAGACAUAAGAUAAGACAUACUGGAAAAAAACCUUUCAAAUGUAUAGAAUGUGGCAAAGCUUUUAACCAGUCUUCAACCCUUACUACACAUAAGAAAAUUCAUACUGGGGAGAAACCCUUCAAAUGUGAAGAAUGUGGCAAAGCCUUCAACUGGUCCUCACACCUUACUACACAUAAGAUAAUUCAUACUGGAGAGAAACGGUACAAAUGUGAAGACUGUGGCAAAGCCUUUAGCCGGUUUUCAUACCUUACUGCACAUAAGAUAAUUCAUAGCGGAGAGAAACCCUAUGAAUGUGAAGACUGUGGCAAAGCCUUUAAGCGCUCCUCUAACCUUACUACACAUAAGAUAAUUCAUACUGAAGAGAAACCCUACAAAUGUGAAGAAUGUGGCAAGGCCUUUAAGCGCUCCUCUAUCCUUACAGCACAUAAGAUAAUUCAUAGUGGAGAGAAACCCUACAAAUGUGAAGAAUGUGGCAAAGCCUUUAAGCACCCCUCUGUCCUUACUACACAUAAAAGAAUUCAUACUGGAGAGAAACCUUACAAAUGUGAAGAAUGUGGCAAAGCCUUUAAGUACUUCUCAUCCCUUACUACACAUAAGAUAAUUCAUAGUGGAGAGAAACCCUACAAAUGUGAAGAAUGUGGCAAAGCCUUCAACUGGUCCUCACACCUUACUACACAUAAGAGAAUUCAUACUGGAGAGAAACCCUACAAAUGUGAAGAAUGUGGUGAAGCCUUUAAGUACUCCUCUUCCCUUACUACACAUAAGAUAAUUCAUACUGGACAGCAACCCUUCAAAUGUGAAGAAUGUGGCAAGGCCUUUAAGUGCUUCUCUAUCCUUACUACACAUAAGAGAAUUCAUACUGGAGAGAAACCCUACAAAUGUGAAGAAUGUGGCAAAGCCUUCAACUCGUCCUCACACCUUACUGCACAUAAGAGAAUUCAUACUGGGGAGAAACCCUACAAAUGUGAACGAUGUGGCAAGGCUUUUAAGCGCUCCUUUAUCCUUAAUAGACAUAAGAGAAUUCAUACUGGAGAGAAACCCUACAAAUGUGAAGAAUGUGGCAAAGGCUUUAAGUGCUCCUCUACCCUUACUACACAUAAGUUUUUUGUUUAUUGCAGAGAAGUGGAUGUCCUACCAGAAAACUGCUACUCUCAUCUAUAUUCACAUUGACUAAUAGUGAAUGGAAGUGAAGUGGGUAAAAGGUAAAUGUGUCUUCUAUCUUUUUUCAUCCAUUGGCUGAAGAACAGGAAAAUGUGGAAAAUAAAAGAAAAUAUAACCCCUGAAAGAUCAUGAAGAAGCUCUCUUUACCAGACAAAAAACCUUAUAGGGGAUUUUUUUGUUUGUUUUAUUAUUGUACCAUCUGCUUCUAUGAGUUUUUUUUUUUUUUUUUUUUUACACUUUACAUAGAAAUAGGAUUAUGUGGGCUGGGCACAGGGGCUGAUGCCUGUAAUCCCAACACUUUGAGGGGCUGAGGUGGGUGGAUCAAUUGAGGUCAGGAGUUUGAGACUAGCCUGGCCAACAUGAGGAAAUCCCACCUCUACUAAAAACAUAAAAAUUUGCUGGGUGUGGUGGUACAUGCCUGUAAUUCCAGGUCCUGAGGAGGCUGAGGCAGGAGAAUCUCUUGAACCUGGGAGGUGGAGGUCGCAGUGAGUGGAGAUGGUGCCACUGCACUCCAGCUUGGGUGACAAAAGCAAAACUCCAUCUCAAAAAAAAACCAGGAUUUUGUUUUUUUUCUGUGCUGACUUAUUUUACUUAGCAUAAUAUCUUUCAGGUUCAUGAAUGUUGUUGCAAAUAACAAGACUUUCUUAUUUUUAAGGGCUGAAUAGCAUUUCAUUGUGUAUAUAUACCAUAUUUUCUUUCUCCAUUCACCUAUUGAUGGACACUUAGGUUGAUUUCAUACCUUAGCUAUUGUGAGCAAUCAACUUCCUUCCUUCUCUUUUAUUUUGGUGUUGUUUUGUUUUGUUUUGCUUGAGAUGGAGUCUCAUUCUGUUACCCAAGCUGGAGUGCAGUAGUGCAAUCUCAGCUCACUGCAAACUCUGCCUAUCAGGUUCAAGUGAUUCUCAUGCCUAAGCCUCCCGAGUAGCUGAGAUUACAAGUGUGCGCCACCACACCAGGCUAAUUUUUGUAUUUUUGGUAGAGGAAGGCUUUCACCAUGUUGACCAGGCUGCUUUUCAUUUGUUUAUAUAUUUCUUUCUUCCUUUCUUUCAUUUCUAGAAGUAUUUUAAUUUUAAUAUAUAAAUUAUGACUUGUAAAAACCUUCAUUUCUCUGUCUUUGCUUACUGUUAUGGCUGAUUAAAAAAUAGGUUUUCAAAAUUUCCUGGAUAAAGGUUAUUACUUUAUUGUUAACAUAACUUGAGACAAUAUAGAAAUGAAAAUAAACAUUUAUUAGUAAAACAGAAAUUAUCUAGCUACUGGUAGUCAUUUGAAUUAAUAGAGUGUAAACUUUUUGGUUACCAAGAGGAUGUACCAUGCCAUUCAUGAGAAAUUUACCCCCAUGACACAAACAUGUCCCAGCAGGUCCCACAUCCAACAUUGAGGAUUUAUUUUGCAGCAUGAGGUCUGGAGAACAUGGACAUCCAAACCAUAUUAUAUACCAACUUGGCUUCACAGACACGCACAAAACUCUCCAGUCAAAACCAAGAUAAUACACAAUAUUCCCAUUUGCAUCUGGUGUAUUCUGUUAGGACAUAUACCAAGUUUUAUUAAAUUUAAAAGUACUGACUGGGUACAGUGGCUCUCACCUAU